Molecule: messenger RNA, 1539 nt
Organism: Spizellomyces punctatus DAOM BR117
Lineage: Eukaryota; Fungi; Chytridiomycota; Chytridiomycetes; Spizellomycetales; Spizellomycetaceae
Exons: 8
Coding region: 1-1539 (512 amino acids)
Source: RefSeq, a predicted model, not a curated record
AUGCCAAGCGCCAAACGUAAAACUGCAGACGCAGAAAUUGCUAUCUCGACUUCCCCAGAGGACCCUGCGGAAAGCACAAACGCCAAACGCACCCGUCGUUCAACGAGGGCAGCAGCAGCAGCCGGAAAGGAGAAAUUGGCUGCAAUGACUGAAACAAAGGAAAAGACCAAGGCUAAAACCCCUCGUAAGAAGAAAGCAGACGAGGAAGAGACGAGUCCAACUAGUCCGACAAAGAGAACAAGAAAGAGAAAACAGGAUCAUAUGGGAGGUGAUGAUGGGAGUGCACCGACAAGUCCUACGAGCCCCAAAGGGAGAACAACCAAAAAGCCCAAAGAAGAAGAAUCCGGAACGGCAGACAGUGGCAAGAAAGACACACAGAAUGGAAAUGGAGAGGCGAAACAUGAGGGUGAGAUGAAAGAAGAGCAGGAGAGCAGCACGGGGAAGGGCGGUGUUAAAAUGGGAAGCCCACAGAAGAAGGAUUUGCAAAGCCCUAAAAGUGAGGCGCCAAAGAGCCCAACAAAGGAGAACGUUAAGAGCCCCAAAAAGGAAGUACCAGAGAGCUCAAAGGAGGAGGAGUUGAAAAGCCCUAAAAGAGAGACGCCAAAGAGCCCAACAAAGGAGAGCGUCAAGAGCCCGAAAAAAGAGGCACCGGAGAGUCCAGUCAAGAAGGAGAGCGCCGAGACGGGCAGCGCACUUGGAGACUUGGUACCCCCGCCUCCUGGUAAAGGCGUCCUAGAGAAAGGUCACAUCUUCUUUUUCUACAGGCCCAAGGUGGAAAAGUCGGAAGCAAAAGGCCUUGACGACGUCCAACGGUUCUACAUUGUCCUCAAACCCGAUGUAUACCAAUUUAAAUCUGAAGAUGACAAGGAAUCCCAUGUUUACCACGGCCAUCGAAUCCGGGAAAUCAUUGUGACUCGCAAAAAACUGCCAGAGAUUGGUAGUCGGGCUCGAUAUUGGGGAUUUGUUGACCACGUUGUGGAUGAUGUGAAAGAUUUGGAGCAGUACCUUCGAGGGGAGACUUAUGAAACGAAGACGAGAGGUACCCGGCAUCUCGAACCUGCGCGACCUUGUGGUGAAGGGGUAUAUUCAAUUGUGGAUCAUAACGGUCAUACCCAUUUAGCCUAUGUAUUAACACUGCCAGAGGAACCAACUGAGGUACAAAAGACCUUCAACAUUGAAAAGGAGGGAUCUUUCAUCUUGUCGAUCAAAAAUCCGGAAACACCCUCUCCACCCUGGGCCGGCCUCGGAGAGCGCCAAAAGUCGAACCUACCACCCAAAUUCCUCGAACUCUUCCGGGGCCGUAGAUUCAUACCCGCCAACCCGCCUGCACUUCUCGAUUUCGAUCAUGUUGAAAUUCUGCUGAUUGGUGCUGCGGAAGAUGUAUCCGAGGAUCUUGGGCAAGCUGGGAAAGAACUUGAAGAAAUGGAAGAGGAGGAACACAAGGAUGUAGUGAAGCUACAGGACGACAAAGUCUUUCAAGACCUCCAAUUGGACAAGACGAAAUUCAAGACAGAGCCAUUAUUUGGAAAGUGGGCUUAG